CCGAUUGUCGAUGCAGAGGAGGGCGGCGAGGAACCCCCCAGGAGACAAAGGCCUGAUAAAGACCAGCACCUACAUCGUGCCCUGCUUCCUCUUUGUCGAGCUCGUCAUCAUGGCAGGGACCGUACUGUUGGCGUACUACUUUGAAUACACGGACACUUUCCCGGUCCACGUCCAAGGAUUUUUUUGCUUCGACAAAUCCUACUCGAAGCCGUACCCCGGACCCGAGGACAACAGCAGAGCGCCGCCGGUGUUGGUUUACUCCUUGGUGACGGCCAUCCCCACUGUGACCAUCCUGAUCGGGGAGGUGACCAGCUUCUUUGUGAAGUCGGACGGAGCUCAGGAGAAGACCAUCGUGACCGCCGACUGCUGUUACUUUAACCCUCUGCUGCGGCGGAUCGUGCGUUUUCUAGGUGUUUACUCUUUUGGCCUUUUCACCACCACCAUCUUUGCAAACGCGGGUCAGGUGGUCACCGGAAACCAAACCCCGCACUUCCUGACCACCUGCAGGCCGAACUACACGGCUCUGGGCUGUCAGUCUCCUCUGCAGUACAUCAGCGAGCGACGGGCGUGCACCGGAAACCCCUACCUGGUGGCAUCCGCACGCAAGUCCUUCCCCUCCAAAGACGCGGCGCUCAGCUUCUACUCGGCCAUUUACACAGUAAUGUACGUGACCCUGGCUUUUCGGACCAAAGGGACGCGUCUGUCAAAGCCGACGCUGUGUUUGGUGCUGCUGUCGCUCGCUGUUCUCGUGGGGGUCGUGAGGGUCACUGAACACAGAAACCACUGGAACGACGUCCUGGCUGGAUUUAUAACCGGAGGAGCCAUAGCAGCAUUUUUGGUGUCGUGCGUGAUCAACUACUUUAAGCAGACUCAGACGCCGUCACAAGCCACACCAGCUCCCCAGAGACCAGGACCCCCCACCGGGAUCCCCCUCCUCAGCCUGCCCCGUGUGGAGAGUCCACUCGAAAAGUUAAGUGGCCUCCAGGCUCCAGGGUUACCGUAUUCUGAGAUCACAUGACCCUCAGCCAAACCCGAGCCCCGCCCCCCCCGACGUUCUUCUUCCCUCAAGACGUUGCCUCACCAGCGCAGUCUAGACCUGCCCCUCGAGUGCCCCCACCCGUGCCCCGCCCACCCGGAAGGACGACACCCGCUCCGACGAGUCAAGUCCACGAUGGUGUGAUGCUGCGGGUUUUUUUGUUGUUUUUUUUUUUGUUCCCUCCCCGAAACACGAAACGAAACCGAACUGUGAAACUUAAGGAUACAAACGCGGCGCCUCCGGGUGAAGCCAGAAACCGAAGUUACGAAGCAAUACUGUGUCUCUUUAUAGUUCUUUUCUACUAAGACUCGGCUUUGAAAUAUAUUUAAGAUGGUGACGACUUGUUAAAACUCUGAAAUCUUUACGGAGCUGAGCCGAACCAAACCCUGCGGCUCAUCUCUCAAAACGACUCAGGACACUCGAUCCAAACAGACCCUCGUUUUAUCGAAGCGUCGCUGGAGAUGACGGGACUGUUCCGUGAAAACAAAAGGCUCUUUCAUAAACGGAGAGACUGCACUUUGGUAGAUUAAAGCACAGGUGACGCGGCGGAGAAGCUGUAAACUAUUUCAGAUGUGGGUCGAAUCUUUCGCUUUGGUGUAAAUCGAUUCGAGUAUUUAUGUUUAGAGAGAGAGAGACGACGGUUCCACGUUUUUUUGUUUGUGGCACAGGUUCGUUCGCUGCUAAAGUGAAACACGCCAGGUUUGUAUCGACUCGACGACGAAACUUUAAACUCAGAUAUUAUAAAUGUCUCUGUCCUUGUCCUGUUGAGAAAAAACGCAGUUCAUUUAUCGCACUGUCCCGAGCGCAGCGGUGGAAGGAGUACGCAGGUUUAGUACUACGAGUAAAAGUACAGAUACUGGAGCGAAAAAUACGCAAGUACAAGUAAAAGUGUCGCGAGAAAAAGCGACUGAAGGAAAAGUAUUAAAGUACAUGUUUAAAAAUGGACUUAAAGUGGAAAAAGUCAAAGUAUUUCACACAACAAAAACAAUUAAAUCCAAUUAAAUCCAUAUUUUAUUAUAUUAUUAUUGUUUUUAUUUGUUAUUUUAUUUUAAAUUACGAACGUGUUAAAUUAAACCCUCAGACUUUUCUGCAGGUCUCAAACUAUAAUAAAAAAUACUUUUACUUUUCAGUCCUGUUCAAAAACGUAGUAGAGCAGAAAGUACAGAUACUGCUCUCAAAUGUACUGAAGUAAAAGUAAAAAAGUAUCCACAUUAAAGAUCUACUUAAAAUGAAUACUUACGUGCAGUACUUUGCUACUUUUACUCGCCGUUCCACCACUGCCCGAGCGUAGUUUCCUGUUUUAGAAUGCGUUUUAUAAAAUAUACCGAACAUUUUUACUUUUACUUUUAUCCAAAUGAAGUUGUAUCAUAAAAUCUGCCUUUAGUUUGAUUUAUUCUCGACGUAACCGGCCUCUCAUUCUCUUCUUUCAGUUUCAGUUGGAGGCGGGGCUUUGUAUAGUGUACAUUUUACAGGUUUCUUUACAUAAAUAUAUUCACAGUACAAUGAGUCUUGUACAUGAAACAUAUAC
Messenger RNA from Periophthalmus magnuspinnatus, 2564 nucleotides. RefSeq names its product phospholipid phosphatase related 2b (gene plppr2b). The record is from RefSeq and is a predicted model, not a curated record. The transcript has 7 exons. The coding region runs from base 11 to 1018 and encodes 335 amino acids. NCBI's taxonomy places the organism in Eukaryota, Metazoa, Chordata, Actinopteri, Gobiiformes, Gobiidae. Gene Ontology annotation, molecular function: phosphatidate phosphatase activity. Gene Ontology annotation, biological process: signal transduction; phospholipid dephosphorylation; phospholipid metabolic process.